Molecule: messenger RNA, 939 nt
Organism: Filobasidium floriforme
Lineage: Eukaryota; Fungi; Basidiomycota; Tremellomycetes; Filobasidiales; Filobasidiaceae
Product: putative ATP phosphoribosyltransferase
Exons: 6
Coding region: 1-939 (312 amino acids)
Biological process (GO): L-histidine biosynthetic process
Cellular component (GO): cytoplasm
Molecular function (GO): ATP phosphoribosyltransferase activity; magnesium ion binding
Source: RefSeq, a predicted model, not a curated record
AUGUCCUUGUUGGUCGACAGUCUCAAAGACCGGAUGCUCUUCGCUAUUCCUAAGAAAGGAAGACUGUUCGAGAAGUGUAUCGAGCUGCUCGCAGGUGCCGAUGUCAAAUUCAACAGGCAACACCGACUAGAUGUAGCGCUCGUCCAGAACCUGCCUAUCGCCCUCGUCUUCCUGCCAGCUGCCGAUAUCCCUCGGUUCGUUGCUUUAGGUAACGUGUCUCUGGGAAUCACCGGCCAAGACAUGAUCGCCGAAUCGGGUCACGAACCCGCCAUCGAGCAGAUCCUUCCUCUCGGAUUCGGCAAGUGUGCCUUGCAAGUCCAAGUCCCCGUAUCGGGUCACAUCCAGUCCGUCGAGGCACUCGCCGGAUCCCGGGUGGCUACCAGCUUCGAGGUGCUGGGUGGACGGUAUUUCAAGGAGAUUGACGAAAAGGUUCAGGCCAGCGCCGAGGGCAAAGGUCGACCGAGUACGACCAUCGAGUAUGUUGGAGGAAGUGUCGAGGCUGCUUGUGCUCUCGGUAUGGCCGAUGGGAUUGUUGAUUUGGUCGAAUCGGGUGACACCAUGCGAGCCGCUGGUUUGCAUGCUAUCGCCACCCUGAUGACCUCCGAAGCCGUCCUCAUCACCCCUUCGCAAGCCCACCCUUCGUUGACCCCGGAACUGGCUCACAUCAUUCCCCUCCUCAAGGCCCGUUUCGCCGGUGUGCUCGCUGCCAAGCGUUACGUCCUCGUCAACUACAACGUCCACGAAGACAACUUGCACGAGGCUACCGUUAUCACCCCCGGUCGACGGGCUGCCACCGUCUCCAAGCUCGAGUCGGGCGAGGGAUGGUUGGCCGUGAGCGCCAUGGUGGAGAGGAAGAAGAUGGCCGAGACGAUGGAUCGGUUGAGCGAGACGGGUGCCGAGGAUAUCCUGAUCCUGGCGCUCGACAACUGUCGUGUCUAG